AUGGAGACAGCCGAGAGCAGAUGGGAUGGCAUGGAAUAUUGUCAUCCAAAUGCUUUUAUCACCUGCACUCAUCUUGAGGUAAUUGGAUAAAGACGAAUGCGUUGGCGUUUCACGGAGCGAGGGAGAGAGGAAGAGCGAGAGAUGGAUGGGUGGUGGCUUUGCUUGGGAUCCAAUUCAAUGAUAGAGUAAAGCCUUCGGAUCUUCGCUUUCCGAGAGGUGAGAUUUUGGUGGGUUGGAAGGUGGUGUUUCACUGCUGGAUGCCGGAAGACGUGCGAAGGUGAAGAGAAGAGAAGACAAGAGACCGUCUCGACCAAACAAGACGCCAACUUCGGCUUAUUCUACACCCGGUUCCUGUCAUCUUCAUCGCUCGCUAAGAGCGUGGCGGUGUCGUCGGAAGAAAGGAAGACAACAAUGGCUGUCGCUGCGGAGGAGGCACAGUUUCAUGUACUUGCUGUGGAUGACAGCCUCAUUGACAGGAAGCUCAUCGAGAGGCUCCUCAAGACCUCAUCAUCCUGCCAAGGUAACGACGACACUCCUUGAUAGAGUGGAGCGAAGGGGGUGGGAUCUAAAGGCAUGUGUUGGUGCUUCAGUUACGACGGUGGAUUCCGGGAGCAAGGCUCUGCAAAUGUUGGGUCUGAGAGAGGAUGAGGAAAGCACAUCACCUGUACCAGCAGAUAAGAACAUUGAGGUGAACUUGGUCAUGACAGAUUAUUGUAUGCCUGGGAUGACAGGGUAUGAUCUGCUCAAGAAGAUUAAGGGAUCAUCAUCCUUGAAGAACAUUCCAGUUGUGAUCAUGUCCUCUGAGAAUGUGCCAUCCUGGACCACCAGAUGCUUGGAGGGAGGAGCAGAGGAGUUCUUCCUCAAACCAAUAAAACUCUCAGACAUGACGAGGCUCAUACCUUAUCUGCCAAAGGGGAAGUUGCAAGACCAACAGCGAGAAAGCAGCAACGACAACAAUUACAGCAACAAAAGCAAGGAUUUUUGCCUGAGAAGACAAGGCCGAGACUCUCCGGUAAUAGCUUGACGGAGUGGCAAAAGAGAGUGUGUGUCUAUAUAUAUAUAUAUAUAUAUAUAUUCUAAUUUGAAUCAAUUGUCAUGAUUUAAAAAAAUAAAUUAAUUUAUGUUGUAAUAGUUUAUGAUGGUGUUCAAUAUGGAUAUAUUAGAAGUUUUGAA
This is a messenger RNA of Musa acuminata AAA Group (dessert banana), 1173 nucleotides long. Its product is annotated as two-component response regulator ORR9-like. Lineage: Eukaryota; Viridiplantae; Streptophyta; Magnoliopsida; Zingiberales; Musaceae. Gene Ontology annotation, biological process: cytokinin-activated signaling pathway; phosphorelay signal transduction system. The record is from RefSeq and is a predicted model, not a curated record. The transcript is spliced from 4 exons. The coding region runs from base 443 to 1024 and encodes 193 amino acids.